Molecule: messenger RNA, 3420 nt
Organism: Pipistrellus nathusii (Nathusius's pipistrelle)
Lineage: Eukaryota; Metazoa; Chordata; Mammalia; Chiroptera; Vespertilionidae
Source: the annotation of a GenBank genome assembly
AUGGCAUCCCUGCCGCCGCUGCUCUGCCUCUGUGUCGCCGCCGCGCACCUGGCGGGGGCCCGAGGCGCUACCCUCAUCGAGGAGCCCACAGAGACCACGUGGGGCCUUGAAGGCCCAGCGCCUCACCCCGGCCAGCCCUCAGCAGCCCUGGAGGACUGGGAAGAGGCCAGCGAGUGGACGUCCUGGUUCAACGUGGAUCACCCGGGCGGCGAGGGCGACUUCGAGAGCCUGGCCGCCAUCCGCUUCUACUACGGGCCGGCGCGCGUGUGCCCGCGGCCGCUGGCGCUGGAGGCGCGCACCACGGACUGGGCGCUGCCGGCCGCGGUGGGCGAGCGCGUGCACCUGAACCCCGCGCGCGGCUUCUGGUGCCUCAACCGCGAGCAGCCGCGCGGCCGCCGCUGCUCCAACUACCACGUGCGCUUCCGCUGCCCGCUGGAGGCCGCGUGGGGAGCGUGGGGCCCGUGGGGUCCCUGUUCGGGGAGCUGCGGGCCAGGUCGUCGUCUGCGCCGCCGCCGCUGCCCAAGCCCCACAGGGGAUGCGUGUCCCGGGCGCCCCCUGGAGGCGCAGAAGUGCGUGCGGCCUCGCUGUCCAGGGUGCAGCCCCAAAACGUGUGGAUGCCCCAAUCACAUCCUGCUGGGCUCAGUGGUCACUCCAUCCGGCCGGCCGCUACCAGGGGCCAAGGUCUCCCUGAGAGACUGGCCUGGCACUGUGGCCACCAGCGAUGCACACGGAACCUUCCGGAUGCCUGGAGUCUGUGCCAGCAGCCAAACCAACGUCAGUGCCCAGAUGGAUGGCUUCUCUGCUGGUACGGCCCAGGCCCAGGCCAACAGCUCCCUGUCUGCUGUGGUCACUAUUGUUCUUGAGAAGUUAGAGAAGCCCCACCUGGUGAAGCAUCCCGAGUCCCGAGUGCGAGAGGCAGGCCAGAAUGUGACCUUCUGCUGCAAAGCCUCAGGCACCAAGAAAUACUCCUGGUUUCACAACGGGACCCUGCUGGACAGGCGAGAGCUCAGGUACGGGGCCCACCUGGAGCUGCGGGGGCUGCGUCCGGACCAGGCGGGCGCCUACCACUGCAAGGCGUGGAAUGAGGCGGGCUCGGUGCUCUCCGGAACCGCCGAGCUCAUCGUGCUUGCUCCGGGACAGCCGGCCUGCGACCCCCAGCCUCGGGAGCACCUGAUCAAACUGCCCGACGACUGCGGUCAGCCGGGCCGCGGCCCCGCCUACCUGGACGUGGGCCUCUGCCCGGACACCCUCUGCCCAGGCCCCGCGGGCUCCGGCCCCAGGUGCGGGGACGCGGCCUCCCGCUGCUGCUCCGUGCGCCGCCUGGAGAGCAGGGAGAUCCAGUGCUCCGGCUACGUCCUCCCCGUCAAGGUGGUGGCCGAGUGCGGCUGCCAGAAGUGCCUGCCCCCCCGUGGGCUGGUCCGCGGCCGGGUGGUGGCCGCCGACACGGGGGAGCCCCUGCGGUUUGCCCGGAUCCUGCUGGGCCCAGAGCCCAUCGGCUUCACCUCUUACCAGGGCGACUUCACCAUCGAGGUGCCCCGCGCCACCCAGCGCCUGGUGGUGACGUUCGUGGAGCCCAGCGGCGACUUCAUGGACACCGUCAGGGUCCUGCCCUUUGACCCUCGGGGCGCCGGUGUGUACCACGAGGUCAAGGCCAUGCGGAAGAAAGCCCCCGUCCUCUUAGAUGCCAGCCAGAGCAACACGCUCCCGCUGGGGGAGCUGCAGGACGAGCCUCCCCUGGGCGAGCUGGUCCUCCCAGCGGGGGCCUUCCGCAGGGCCGAUGGAGAGCCCUAUUGGGGGGCCGUGGAGGCCCGGGUGACCUUCGUGGAUCCCCGAGACCUGGCCUCGGCGGCCGCCGCCCCAAGCGACCUGCGCUUCGCGGACAGCGACGGGGAGCUGGCGCCGCUGCGCACCUACGGCAUGUUCGCCGUGGACCUGCGGGCCGCGGGCGCCGCCGAGCAGCUGCAGGCCGGGCCGCUGGCCGUGCGCGUGGCCGCCGGCCAGAUCCGCAUGGCGGGCCACGCCGAGGCCCUCAAGCUCUGGUCCCUGAACCCGGACACGGGCCUGUGGGAGGAGGAGGGCGGCUUCCAGCGCGAGGCGCCGGCGGGGCCCCGGGUGCGCCGGGAGGAGCGCGCCUUCCUCGUGGGCAACGUGGAGGUCCGCGAGCGGCGCCUGUUCAACCUGGACGUGCCCGAGCGCCGCCGCUGCUUCGUGAAGGUGCGCGCCUACGCCAGCGACAAGUUCGCGGCCGGCGAGCAGGUGGAGGGCGUGGUGGUCUCGCUGGUCAACCUGGAGCCGGCGCCGGGCUUCUCCGCCAACCCGCGCGCCUGGGGCCGCUUCGACAGCGCGGUCACCGGCCCCAACGGCGCCUGCCUGCCCGCCUUCUGCGACGCCGACCGGCCCGACGCCUACACCGCGCUGCUGACCGCCACGCUGGGCGGCGAGGAGCUGGAGCCGCCGCCGUCCCGGCCGCGCCCCCUGCCGGCCGCCGUGGGCGUGGCGCAGCCCUACCUGGACCGGCUGGGCUACCGCCGCACCGACCACGACGACCCCGCCCUGAAGCGCAACGGCUUCCGCAUCAACCUCGCCAAGCCCCGGCCGGGCCACCCCGCCGAGGCCAAAGGCCCCGUGUACCCGUGGCGCAGCCUGCGCGAGUGCCAGGAGGCCCCGGUGACCGCCAGCCACUUCCGCUUCGCCCGCAUGGAGGCCGAUAAGUACGAGUACAACGUGGUCCCGUUCCGGGAGGGCGCGCCGGCCUCCUGGACCGGGGACCUCCUGGCCUGGUGGCCCAACCCGCAGGCGUUCCGGGCCUGCUUCCUCAAGGUGAAGGUGCAGGGCCCGCAGGAGUACAUGAUCCGCUCCCACAACGUGGGGGGCAGCCACCCGCGCACCCAGGGCCAGCUCUACGGGCUGCGGGACGCCCGCAGCGUCAGGGACCCCCAGCGCCCCGGCACGUCCGCCGCCUGCGUGGAGUUCAAGUGCAGCGGGAUGCUAUUCGACCAGCGGCAGGUGGACCGGACGCUGGUGACCGUGACACCCCAGGGCAGCUGUCGCCGCGUGGCCGUCAACGGGCUCCUGCAGGACUACUUGGCCCGGCACCCGCCUCCCGCCCCCGCCGACGACCCGGCCGCCUUCGCCAUGCUGGCCCCGCUGGACCCCCUGGGUCACAACUACGGCGUCUACACGGUCACUGACCAGAGCCCCAGGCUGGCCAAGGAGAUCGCCAUUGGCCGCUGCUUCGACGGCUCCUCCGACGGCUUCUCCAGGGAGAUGAAGGCUGACGCGGGCACAGCGGUCACAUUCCAGUGCCGGGAGCCGGCGGCUGGCCGGCCCAGCCUCUUCCAGAGGCUGCUGGAGUCCCCAGCAACAGCGCUCGGUGACAUCCGCCGGGAGAUGAGCGAGGUGGCCCGGGCCCAGGCCUGA